AUGAAGAACCUUGGUUCAAGUUCAAAAUCAAAGAUCAAUCCUAAAUCGGUUGUUAAAAAUAAUAAUAAAUAUGUUCAAUCAAGGUUACAAUUUAAUUCAAAUAAAACAAGUAGGAAGUCUAAUUUAACUAAAUGUGAAAAAUGUGGGAUGCUUUAUUCUAUAAAUAGCAUUCCCGAUAUUGAUUCACAUAAAACUUAUCAUACAAUGCAUUUAAGUGGUCACAAAUGGGCCAAGACCUGGGGUUCAUAUAUUGAGGGACCCAAACUUAUUGAUCAGAAGAUAACGCCACCGACAUCUUCAAGCACUUCAAACGAUUCAACGUAUACAUCUGACCUGCAAUCAAAAAAUGAAUACGUGGUAGUUGUUCGACCACAAUUCCCAAAAGAAGUGAAAGCUGCUUCAGAGCUUAUGUCUGUUGUUAAUGAUGAACUAAAUGCUCCUCAUAAUGAAAACGAUUUCUGGGCUACUGUCGACGGAAAAGGUAAACUAUUUUUAUAUAUAAAGGAUGACAGAGCAGUCGGUGCCAUAUCCGUCGAACCAAUCGAUUCAACAAGAAGCCGAUGGAUGGUAUAUGAAAAUAAAUCCAUAAUAGAUCACAUCAGACCUCACUUUAAAGUAGGUAUAUCGAGAAUCUGGGUCUGCAAAGAGCAUCGUUCACAGGGCAUUGCAGUAAAAUUAUUAGAAGCUGCAAGAACUAAUAUGAAUCCCUCACGUACAAUGCAACGCUGGGAAUUAGCAUGGAGCCAACCAACAGAAAGUGGAGGGAAAUUAGCAUCGAAAUAUAAUGGAAUGAAACACAAGUCUGGAAAACUACUGAUACCAUGUUAUAUUUAA
This is a messenger RNA of Tetrapisispora phaffii CBS 4417, 834 nucleotides long. It is a transcript of the gene ECO1, whose product is annotated as Eco1p. The transcript has a single exon. The record is from RefSeq and is a predicted model, not a curated record. NCBI's taxonomy places the organism in Eukaryota, Fungi, Ascomycota, Saccharomycetes, Saccharomycetales, Saccharomycetaceae. Gene Ontology annotation, biological process: mitotic sister chromatid cohesion. Bases 1 to 834 code for a protein of 277 amino acids. Gene Ontology annotation, molecular function: protein-lysine-acetyltransferase activity. Gene Ontology annotation, cellular component: chromatin; nucleus.